CCUGGAAGAGACGGAGAACCCUCAGGAGGAUGCCGGGCAACGCGGACUUGAUGUGAGCAUCGUUACGGCAAGAUGUGAGAUGAACCGGGAGAAAACAGCGACCGAGGCCAACGACAUCAUGUUGGUCCGGAGCUCGCCCGUCCGAGGCCGAGCCAGAGUGAGUCACGCGGUGGUGGUGAUCUUCCUGGAGUUCUUCGCCUGGGGGCUGCUGACCACGCCCAUGCUGAAAGUCCUCCAUGAGACGUUUCCUCAGCACACCUUCCUGAUCAACGGCCUGGUUCACGGAGUGAAGGGUUUCCUGUCCUUCCUGUCAGCUCCUCUGAUUGGUGCGCUGUCAGACAUCUGGGGCAGGAAGUCCUUCCUCCUUAUGACGGUCUUCUUCACCUGUGCCCCCAUCCCCUUCAUGAGGAUCAGCCCCUGGUGGUAUUUCGCUCUGAUCUCAGUCUCAGGGAUCUUCGCCGUGACCUUCUCGGUGAUCUUCGCCUACGUCGCCGACAUCACAGAGGAACACGAGAGGAGCACCGCCUACGGCCUGGUGUCGGCGACCUUCGCGGCCAGCUUGGUGACGAGCCCGGCCAUCGGAGCCUACCUGUCGACCCGCUACGACGACAGCCUGGUGGUCCUGGUCGCCACGGUGAUCGCGGUGGCCGACAUCGCCUUCGUGUUCUUCGUCGUCCCCGAGUCUCUGCCGGACAAGAUGAGGCUGACGUCCUGGGGCUUCCCCAUCUCCUGGGAGCAGGCCGACCCCUUCGCUUCUCUGCGUCGUGUGGGGAAAGACACCACGGUGCUGCUGAUCUGCGUCACAGUGUUCCUCUCCUACCUGCCUGAGGCCGGACAGUACUCCAGCUUCUUCCUCUACCUGAGACAGGUGAUCGAGUUUUCUCCUGCAGCCAUCGCCGCCUUCAUCGCCAUGGUGGGAAUCCUCUCUAUAGUCGCUCAGACUCUCCUCCUCAGUGUUUUGAUGAGGACCAUCGGGAACAAGAACACGGUUCUUCUGGGUCUGGGCUUUCAGCUCUUCCAGCUGGCCUGGUACGGCUUCGGCUCCGAGCCCUGGAUGAUGUGGGCAGCAGGAACUGUAGCAGCCAUGUCCUCCAUCACCUUCCCAGCAGUCUCUGCUCUGGUGUCACACAGCGCGUCACCUGACCAGCAAGGUGUGGUUCAGGGGAUGAUCACCGGGAUCAGAGGUCUGUGUAACGGUCUGGGUCCGUGUCUCUACGGCUUCAUCUUCUUCCUCUUCAACGUGGAGCUGAACGACAUGGGGCCGAUGGCGGGAAGACCCACGCAGAACACAGAGAAGUCCGUCAUCCCCGGCCCUCCCUUCCUGUUCGGAGCGUGCGCCGUUGUAUUCGCUCUCAUUGUCGCCAUCUUCAUCCCCGAGCACCACCGGCUGGCCGACGUCAAGACCUGCUCCGCCCGCAAGUCCAGCGGCGGCGCUGCUGCGCACGCUCAGAACGCCAGCCCCCUGGCCACGCCCACCAGCGACGCGGAGGACAUCGAGCCGCUCCUGCAGGACAGCAGCAUGUGACUGACAGCUGGCCCGGCAAAUCGCGGCGCCGAGGCCUGAGCUCUGCUCUGCAGGUCCCGCCCCUUUUAAAACAAACCGAUUUCAGCUUUUAUUUUUUAAAUUUUUCUUUUGUUUCCUCAUAUCCAGAGUCACGCGACGUUAGACGGCAACCACGCUGACGAGCUGAUGUUCUUCUGAUUUACAUGACAGAUUCACAGCCUCAUUUUCUUUCAGCUGCACAAGCUUCAUCUUAAUAAAAGUUUAGAUGGAGUUUGUUUGUAGUUAAAAUAUUAAAGGAGCAGCUGCUGCUUCUGGUUCAGACUUCGACCUUUUUCUUGUCUUUGCAGAAAUCUGAACCAGAGUUAACGCAGCAACACACAACAUUUACAUUAUUAAUAUAAAGAAGCCAUUCUUCUACUUUAGAUCAACUUCCACCAUUGUUUAUACCUGAAGCCAUUUUCAGCUCCUUGCCCAGGUGAGCUCGGGCAGGUACGACCAAAGGGCUUUGAACCAUUCAUGAGUCUGUCGCCAUGAAACUCAGAAUGAACACAACUCAGAGAAAAACCAGAACCUGGUCUGGACUGAACCGGUCUGGUCUGGUCUGGUCAGAGUAAGAGCAGAUGAACCUGAAACUUGGAAAUAUUUUCAAAUGUUGAAAUAACCAAAACUCUUCAUUUAAAAGUGUGAUGAGGUCGUUGAUCGCCGAAGGAGAAAAACAUCUUACUACAGGCGGCUGUUGGUAUUUUCCCGCUGUAAUAUCAUUUAUAGAUCAGAUUGAGUUUCACUCAGACAGAAACUCUCUGGGUUUCUCCCGUAUGUUUGACCAGACAUCAGAAUAGAGGGACAGGUGUGACAGGGAGGAGCAUCAGAUGCACGAGUCACAUCACAGCUGCAGCAAUUAGUCAGGAAAUUAAUCAUCAACUAAUUAAAUAAUCUCUUAAGUAUUUCAGUUGUUUUUCAAGCAAAGAUGCCAAAUAUUCAGCUCCUUUCUUUAACUUUAUUAUUACAAAUAAAUGACAACACCAGGUCACCCCCCCCCCCCCCCCCCAUAUGGCGUAGACACAGUGACGGGGCCGUACUCGUGUGAAAACAUAUCAUUUGUGUUUGUUUAGAUUUUUUAUUGAGCAGCGGUCUGUGUUUAACGACGGAGUAUCAGGGCCACGCUGAGGGGGAACAUCUGAAAGAUGGAGAAUAAAGUCGUAAUAUUUCAGAAAACACACAAUCUUUUCUUUCUUAAGGAAUAUUACAAGCAACCAAGACUCAGUUUCUUGAUGAUGAUGAUGAUGAGCCAAAAGAUGAAGUUUCUCCUUAUUUGUGAAAUAAAAACUUCAUUAUCAUAAUAUUACGACUUCAUUCUCGUAAUUUCAGGGAUUUUUUCCUCGCUGUCGUCGUGUGGAACGUUUCUCAGAGCCGUCAGUCUGGUUGCCGCCUGAACUUCCCUCUGUGUGAGGCUGCUGUUCCUAACUCCACCCGUCAGGGCUGCAGAGUUCAGGAGAUCAGAUGCUCCUCUCUGUACAGGACCACUGGUGGAGGUGGGGGUGGGGGUGUGUUGGAUUCACUGCACAGCUGAGACCAAAUGUCUCAAAACUACAGACUGUUGUUUUCAAACUGAGACUUUUCACCAGGACGCAGAAACAAGGAGGGGACGAUGAUGUCAUCGCCUCCUGAGAGAGGAGGUGGUCACCUGCAGGGGGCGGUGUGGGCCCAAGGUCCAGGUGUGUUUGACUUCUGUUGCCACUGUUGUGUGUGUGUGAGUGUUUACAUGCUGGAUUUCUUGGCUCUUGGCGGGUAACUGUUACUAUGACAACAGCCGCACAGCAGUUCGACUGAGCAUGUGCAAGCUCUUGGCGGCAGUGACAUCAUCGUCCUCUCCUGCUGGGAGAAAACAGAAAUAAGGACGUGUUUAGAAAGUGAAUAGAACCAGUUUGAAGUGUUUUCAGGUGUUAGUACGGAGGCUGGGAGGAGUCAAAAAGCUGUUCAGUCAUUUCACCUCCAGGUUUUGUUUUUUACGGCUCUGCUUUUUUAAUUCAGCCUCUGAAUUAGAAAGAUUCUUCUCUGGGUUAAAAAGCUCAUUUCAGUCGUUCAGGAUUUUCAUCAUUAAAGACCUUGAUUUUUAAAUUCAGGCUCCCGCUUUAGUAACUCAGCUCUUUGUUUUUGUGAUUCGGCUUCUCACUUUAGUGAUUUGGGCUCUUGAUUUAACAUCAUCAGAUACAUUUUGCCCUCUUCCCCCUGUAGAGGGCAGUAGCAGGUCAGGUUUAGGUUUUUAUCUGCAGUGUUGUCAGAGUUUAUCCUGCGGAUUAUAUUGACCAGAUCUGUUGGUUUUUAACAGACAGUUCAUGAAUAUAUCUCAAGAGCAGAAACAGUCGUACGCAGCCGACUCCUCCAGGCCUCCGUACAUUUGAUUUAUCAGUUUCAGUAUCAGCUCUGUCGACGUCUCCUCGUCUCUUCUUCUUGUGUUUAAAUACUUGAAGUGUGUUCAGCCUGUCACUUAUUUUCAGGCUGUUUGAUCUGAAAGUGCUCCUCCUCCUGCUCCUCCUCCUCCUCCUGCUCCUCCUCCUCCUGCUCCUCCUCCUCCUCCUGCUCCUCCUCCCCCUCCUCCUCCUGCUCCUGCUCCUCCUGCUCCUCCUCCUGCUCCUCCUCCUCCUCCUCCUGCUCCCCCCCCUCCUCCUGCCCCCCCCUCCUCCUGCUCCUCCUCCCCCCCCCCUCCUGCUCCUACCCUCCUGCUCCUCCUCCUCCUCCUCC
Seriola aureovittata is the source of this 4246-nucleotide messenger RNA. It is a transcript of the gene slc71a2b, whose product is annotated as major facilitator superfamily domain containing 14Bb. The coding region runs from base 80 to 1525 and encodes 481 amino acids. Gene Ontology annotation, cellular component: membrane. The record is from RefSeq and is a predicted model, not a curated record. Gene Ontology annotation, molecular function: transmembrane transporter activity. NCBI's taxonomy places the organism in Eukaryota, Metazoa, Chordata, Actinopteri, Carangiformes, Carangidae. Gene Ontology annotation, biological process: transmembrane transport. The transcript is spliced from 12 exons.